Molecule: messenger RNA, 2274 nt
Organism: Linum tenue
Lineage: Eukaryota; Viridiplantae; Streptophyta; Magnoliopsida; Malpighiales; Linaceae
Source: the annotation of a GenBank genome assembly
CCAUUGUCAGUGCAAUUGAACAGCAACCGAAGAAGAAAAAGAAAGGGGAUGAAGAGCAUCCACUAAUCGGCGAACCUGCCGCCGCCGGUGAUCCUGACCUGAUUUCAGCCCUUCCGGACGAAUUAAUACACCAAAUCCUUUUCCUUCUCGACUCUCCGAAACAAGCAGCGAGAACCGGCGCUCUGUCCCGAAGAUGGCUCCACCUAUGGCGAUCUUACCCGGUGCUGGAGUUCCGACGCGAGGAGUUCGACCAGUCCGCCGCGGGCGACGCAAAAUCCGCCGACUUCGCCGCCGCAGCGGCCCGGAGGAUUUCCCUGUACUUCGAACAUUUCAGGACGCCGCUCGAUUCACUGAAGUUCGCGAUGCCGAAUCGCCAAUCGUAUCCCGAGGCCGACAUGUUUCUAGCGCUGGCGUCGCCGAUCGCCGCACAGUACGGAUCGCCGUUCGAGGUCGCGAUCCGAACCGGCGAGUCCUACAGUUUCCCCGAGGGAUCGUUCUCGCACUGCAGCCGCACGAAAGUUCUCAAGCUCGACGGCGGCAACAUUAAGGGAUUGGGAAAGGUUUCUGUGCACGGUCUCCAGGUUCUUCAUCUCGACAAUCUCGUACUUACUGAACAAUUGCUGUACGAUUUCGUUGCCAGUGCUCGUAAUCUCGAGUCGUUGAGCUUGGGGGAGUGUUUCGAAAUUGGAAGGCUGGAGAUUUCGGUUGGUAAUUUCCCCAAAUUGAAAACCCUAAGCAUCCACGCGAGAGGGGAUUCCAAGCUUCAGGAAUUCCAGCUUACUACAGCCCCUUUUCUAGAGAGGUUAGUCUUCAUCAAGGCAGGGAACCCAUGUAAGCUGAGAACAGUAUCCUCAUCUGCAGCUCCGAAGCUCAAGUUUGUAAGGAUCGAUAGCUGCGACAGACAGUUUUCGCGGCUCGAUCUGGACGAUUUCAUUAUGAAGUUGCCAUCUUUGCAGGAUCUGUAUCUCGCCCGUGUGUGCCUCAAGGACAAGCUUCUCUGCACCCUCAUGGCCAAUACUCCUAAUCUCAGGUCAUUGAGGUUUUCCUCCUACUUCCAUUGGAUUGACAAGGUAGAGAUCUCCCACGGCAGUCUUUCCAGCUUGGAAAUCGUUCCCAAGGGGGGCCCAUUCAGAUUCCAGAUUGAGUUCAAGCUUACCUCAACCCCUUUCCUGGAGACUUUGAAGAUUGCAGAUUUUGUGGGAUUGUACAAGUUGAAUAUAGAAUCGCUAUCUGCAGCUCCAAACCUCAAAGUAUUGGAAUUUACUGUCCCCGAGGGGUUUACGCAGGGACAUCUUGAUGGUUUGCUUUCCAAGUUGCCAUAUCUCGAGAGUCUCUAUUUGGUGAGAGUGAAUGGGACGCACAGUGAGAUGAGGAGGCUAAGGGUCUCGAGUCAUCAGCUUCGGGUGUUCAAGUUGCGUGAUGCAUACGAAGCCCCAACCAAGCCAAUGCGGGUGCUUAAGAUUGAUGCUCCUAAUUUGGUGAGUGUUCAGUACAAGGGAAAUGGAUUAAGGUUUCCGGACAGUAUUAAUGUUCUCAAUGUGGCAUCUGACUGCCGAUUUGUAGUUCAAGGGUAUGGUAAGAUUGGCGAAAGAAGCACACAUUUGAAACAUGAAUGGUUUCUGCGAUUGAGGCAGUCUCUCUGGGCAGUGAGCCGAUUCCACCUAGUAUUGCAGCUGCACAGCUUGGAAUUGUCAAAACAACAGGUUGCAUUCGAUUUGAGAGUAGCUGAACGCAUUUCACCUCCUUGGUUCGUUCAACGCUUGGAUCUGGAGACCUCAUCUUCGGACGUGCCUGAUGAACACAAUUGUAAUGUAUUUCUUGGUGGUUUGUUCUGGGCAUGUCGGCCUAUAUCAAUCUGCAUACCUCAAAAACAUGAUGCAGACCGUAAGUUUGUCCAGUUAAUUUACGAGCAAUUCAAGAACAAAGAUGGUGCUAACUGUUGCGUGGGCGCCAAGUGUUGGCGACAUGAUCUAAGAGAAGUGAAGAUAGAGAAUGCAAGUCUCGACCAUAACAACACGACAAUAGAUGUUUCCCAGAAGGAGGAUCCAUCCCUGGCAAACCUUGAAGAGGUUUUGUUUAGAUUAACAUGGGGUUGAUUAUCUAUAGAGUUACUACGGUCACACGAAUCAGCUCUGUGGUGAAUUGAAAAUGGUUGACGCCCUUGCAGUCUAUGCACUACUAGAAACUUGGUCGCCUCAGGGGGCAUUUUAUGAACUCAUGCUUAGAACUUGUUGCUGGGGUGUUUCCACCUUUGUUGCAUUAAUAUUUAACUAG